AUGGCCCCCCGCGGUGGCCCCAGGCGCAGUGAGGCUGCCGAGCCGCAAGCUUUCCACCAGCUCGGCGUUCGUGGUCGGAAAACUGGCGUGGAAUUGAUAGAUACCGGAGAGCGCGACGAGUAUGGCAUGCAACCGCUGGAUGACCUACUCUCCUCGCCAGAGAGGGGUCCUUCCAGAGCCAAUCAACAAGACGACGACGACGACGACGACGACGACGAUGACGAUCAAUAUGACGACGAUCAAGGCAGCGAGGAUAUGGACAUUGAGACGAGUGCAGGACCGGGUCCGCGAACCCUGCUUAAGGAGCGAAGCAUACCGUACCCUAUUCCUCGCAGUCGGUCACCCGUAAAGACACAAUUACUAUCUCCUGCCCGAAGGAAUCGAAACCUAGAACACCUCUCGUCACCAACGCGACGCUCCAUUGCCGAGGAGCGUGACCCCACCGUGACGCGAAAACUCGACUUCGGAGCCAAGCCCUCAGGACGCCCACGAGGUGGCGCGAAUGGAAUCAACGGCUCGCUACCCGAGGAGGAGGAGGAUGCGGACGAGACGGAGGACGCCGACGAGCCCGAGCAGGAAGAAGAGGUGUCGGACAACAUGGAUCUUUUGGAGCAGUCGUUGCAGAUGGUCGAGGCCAUGCAUGGAGACUCUGUGUCGCCCGAGCCCGAACCUGAACCCGAGCAUUCAGAACCCCCAUCAGAAGAAGACGAACCUCCCGUGAAGCAGCCCGUCGCGGCUAAGAAGGGCCGCGGACGACCCCCAAGACCCAAGCCUGUUCAACAAGAGCCGGAGGAGGAACCAGCCGAGGAAGAGUCCGAGGAAGACGCCGCGCCUGUAGCAGCCAAGAGAGGAAAGAAACCGAGCAAGCCUGCACCUCAGCCCAAGCAACCCAAAGCAGUCCCAGCAUCAAGAAAACGGAGAGCAGAGCCGGAGCCGGAGCCAGAAGAGGAUGACCAACCCGAAGACGAGGUCUCAGAACCAGAGCCUGAAGAGAGCGCUCCUCAGGCCAAGAAACAGCGUACUGCAUCUGUCAAGCCUUCAAAACCAGCCGCCAAGGCAGCAGCAUCAAAGGCUCCAGGUGGGCCCAAAGGGAGGCCACCACGCAGGAAAGCUCCAGCAGAAGAGGUUGGAGAGACUUCGUUCGCCGCUCUUCAACGCGGUCCGCCGAUGCCCAAGUCGCGAGGUCUUGUGUCUGUUCGUCACGACGCAGAAGAGGUUCGGACGACGAGAUCUGGCCGCCACUCUUUCAAGCCUCUGGACUGGUGGAGAGGUGACAAGGUUGUCCAGGAGGAGGAGGAAUUUGACGGUGUGACGGGCCGGGAUAAGUUUGUAUUGACCACCAUCAAGGAGGUUAUCCGCAAACCUCAAGAGGAGGCGCCUGUUAAGAAGGCCAGGGGUCGUGCAAAGGGCAGACCCAAAUGUGCUCCAGAGGUUGAACUCGAGGACUGGGAGCUCAACCCAGGCGUUGUCAAUGGCGAGGUCAUCCUGUGGGAGCCGGAGCACGAGCUACACCCCCCGGCCGACGACGAGCCCGUUGAGGUCAUGGAGGAUCGUGUGGCGAUAGCAGGUAAUGCCAUUCAGACUAAGGACAUCCACGACACGACGUUCCGUUUCGCCAAGACGCUCACGACACCAUUUAUUGGUGCUGGUAUUGUCGAUCUACCCCCGGGCUCCGACAAGCGCCCAAAGAACUCGCGCAAGAUGCACAUGGUCUUCUUUCUGCAUUCUGGAAAGGUGCUUGUCACGGUCAACGAAGCUUCGUUCCGUCUCUCCGCCGGAGGCAUGUGGUUUGUACCAAGAGGAAACUACUACAGCAUAACAAACGACUACGACAAGCCCGCGCGCAUCUUCUUUUCCCAGGGAUGCGAGGUGACGUCCCAACCAACAGAAGGAGAGCAAUCGCAACUGUCCGUAAUGGCAUGA
Fusarium falciforme is the source of this 1923-nucleotide messenger RNA. RefSeq lists its product as hypothetical. The coding region runs from base 1 to 1923 and encodes 640 amino acids. Gene Ontology annotation, molecular function: centromeric DNA binding. Gene Ontology annotation, cellular component: kinetochore. Gene Ontology annotation, biological process: spindle attachment to meiosis I kinetochore; kinetochore assembly; attachment of mitotic spindle microtubules to kinetochore. The transcript has 4 exons. The record is from RefSeq and is a predicted model, not a curated record. Lineage: Eukaryota; Fungi; Ascomycota; Sordariomycetes; Hypocreales; Nectriaceae.